AUGUCUGCUAUUAAUGAAAGUAUCAGUGAGCAAUUAAAACAUUUUGUUGCUGAGUGUUUAACAGGAUUGAAAAAUUUUAGUGAAGAUAGAACUUAUGUUGCAGAAUAUAUUAUUUUGUUAAUGUCAAAUGGUGGAUCUUUAGAGGACGUUGUUAAAGAGUUGCAUUCCUUAUUUGAUACGGUUGAUGUAGCAGAUUUGCAAGUUGUUAUAGAGGGUGCAUUUGUAGCAGCCUCUACAUUAAAUAGCAAUACUGGUAAUUCCUCUAGUACUCUUAACGAACUACUUCAACAAGUUUUAGUUAAAUUAAGAGGCUACGAGUCACAACCGAAAACACAACAGGUUGAGCAAGUACCUCCUCCUACUCCUAGUACGGUGGAUGCUAUAACGCAGGACUAUAACAACAAUCGAGUUCCAAUCCAAACAAGUAAUAAUAAAGCCAAUCGAGCCAGUGGUUAUGGUGUUGGUAAACGGUUUGUUCAGCAUAACAACGGUGGUAAUAAUAGAUAUGAUGUUAAGAAUAAGUUGAAUAAUCCAAGGUAUAUGAAGAACUUUGUUAAAAAUCUAACACCUCAAAAGGAAGAGCGUUGCAAAGAUUUCCCAAAUUGUCCAUUGACUACGAGGGAAUGCCCCUUUGCUCAUCCAACAAAACUAUGUCUUUUAUAUCCAAACUGUCCUAGGAAGAAUCAUACGUGCACAUUUUUACAUCCAGACGAAGAUCAAGAAUUAAUGGAACAAUUAAAGAAGUCGAAGGCAGAGUUUUUGGAAAAGAAGAACGCUGCGAUUGCUGCUAAUAUAGAAAGGAGCAAGAUGCUGUCUAGUGGUAUUGUUUUAUGCAAAUUCGGGGCUGUAUGCGCGAACCCAAAAUGUCCAUUUGGUCAUCCAACUCCCUGCAAUGAAGACCAAAAAGUUUCUGAUUACACAUGGUGUUCUGAAAAUUUAAAAUGUGUUGAUCCAAACUGUGUUAAAGCACAUAGUUCUCCAUCUAAGGUCAAAGCUGUUCAACCAUUGGGCAGAGCAGCUAUUGUGACAGCUACUGCGGCUAAUUCUUUUGCUACAGAAAAAUCUUUGGAGCAGUGUAAAUACGGAUUGUAUUGUACAAAUAAACAUUGUAAGUUCAGACAUGCUAAAUCUCCAAUUAUGUGUCGUGACGGUAGUUCAUGUACUAGAAUUGACUGUAUUUUUGGUCACCCUAUUCCAGAAGAUUGUAAGUUUGGCGUGAAUUGCACAAAUAAAGCUUGUUUGUUCAGGCAUCCGGAAGGGAGAGUUAUUUCAGAUUCUAAGUGGGUUAAUCCAGAAUUACAAAAGGGACAAGGACAAGAAGUACAGCCCCAAAUUGAAGAAAGUCAACAGCAGCAGCAGCAGCAGCAGCAGCAACAAGUUGAUGCAGUUAUGACUGAAUGA
Saccharomycodes ludwigii is the source of this 1401-nucleotide messenger RNA. It is a transcript of the gene NAB2, whose product is annotated as mRNA-binding protein NAB2. Gene Ontology annotation, biological process: regulation of mRNA stability. The record is from RefSeq and is a predicted model, not a curated record. The transcript has a single exon. Gene Ontology annotation, molecular function: zinc ion binding; poly(A) binding. The coding region runs from base 1 to 1401 and encodes 466 amino acids. Gene Ontology annotation, cellular component: cytoplasm; nucleus. Lineage: Eukaryota; Fungi; Ascomycota; Saccharomycetes; Saccharomycodales; Saccharomycodaceae.